UGUCUGCAGCGCUGGGAGCUUUGCCUUGCCCAUCCGACUGGGAGCUGUGUGGGGGAACAUACUUUUUGGAUCUCUGGAGUAUCUGAAUGGUCUAAUGGCUCUCAACGCUGCACACGGCAGUGAAGAUGUUCUCAGAAGUCCGGCAUUAUCUUAUUGUGAGCAGUCUUGUGCUGAUGCACUUGACAGCUCCCUUGUACUUGACUCCGUCCACGAGUCUCAGGAGCCGUCGCCGGAACGUACAAAAAGAGAGAUUUCCACCCUGACGCAGGAAAAUGCGCUUUGCGAUUUGUACAGUGCAGGCGAGGCUUUAUCGGAUGAUGAAGGAGCGUUUCGAGGGCUGUCUGCCCUUCCUGUGGAGAACAGUGCAGUCCGGAGAGCCCUGUGUGCGCGCUGCAGCCGUCCUGAGAAGGUGUGUCUGUGUCCUUUCCUGCCGGCUCAUCCCCUCAAUGUUUCCACAUGUUUAUACAUUGUUCAGCAUCCCGCUGAGGAGAGUAGAGUUCUUCGGACAGUCCCUCUUUUGGCAGCUUGUCUCCCUGAAGACAAAUGUAAAGUUUUAAUUGGUCGGCGUUUUGGAGAAGAAAGAUUUCCAGAGCUAGCAGCCAUUUGCAGGAAACCUGGUACUUUUAUCCUUUAUCCUGGAGCUGAAGCAGCUAAUUUGGAAGAGCUGUCCCUAGAAGACAAUCAUCACCCGCACUCCCUCAUCAUAAUAGAUGGCACAUGGAGCCAGGCCAAAGACAUAUUCUACAAAAAUUCUCUUUUUCGGUUGCCAAAGCAGGUGCAGUUGAAAACCACAGUUUCAAGCCAGUAUGUCAUUAGAACCCAACCAACGAACACAUGUCUUUCUACCCUGGAAUGUGCUGCAAUUGCACUUUCAAUAAUGGAGAAAAAUACAGAAAUUCAUGAAACCAUCCUCCGCCCUCUGCAGGCACUGUGCUCUUUCCAGCUUCAGCAUGGUGCUCAGAUUCAUCACAGCAAGGAACAUCUGCUAAAAAAUGGCCAGUACAAGAAACCCAUGCCAAAGAAUAAGCGCAAGCUCAAGAAGAUGGAACUUCUAGUUAACAAUGUUAAAAUUUAAUCAUUUUCUAUUUUUUUACGUACAAUGUACGAAACAAAAUAGACAUUAGUUUUUUAGCUCGUCAUGUGUUCAUUAGUCACAUGGGACUGGUUCUUAUCAUGUGACUCUAUGACUGGCUGUUUUUAGAUCGAGUUUUUUUUUUAUGUCAGUUGUCACUGACUAUUUAACUUUUUAAAAUAAAAUGUUAAAAACCGGUUAAAAAUGUUUUAAUUGUUAGAGACAUCUCACAAAUAGCCGUACUGUAAUACGGUUGGUUUUGUUUUACAUUCAGUAGAGUGCAAAAGGUUUAGGCAGGUGUGGGAAAAGUGCUGCGAAGUAAUGCUUUCAAAAAUAGAAGUGUUAAUAGUUUAUUUUAUCAAUUACCAAAAUGCAAAGUGAAUAAACAAAAGAGAAAUCUAAAUCAAAUCAAUAUUUGUCAUGUGUCAUUUGUCUUCAAAACAGCAUCAGUUCUUCUAGGUACACAAACAUAAUGUAGAACUAACCACAGAUCUUCUUUGGAUGUAGGCUUGAUUAAAUCUUUCUGUCUCUUCAUUUAUUCACAGAUGCGAUGAUGUUGAGAUCAGGGCUCUUUGGGGGUCAAAUCAUCACUUUCAGCACUUUUUCUUGUAUACACUGAAGAUAUUUCCUAAUGAGUGGCUGUAUGUUUGGGGUUGUUGUCCUGUAGCAGAAUAAGUUUAAGUUUAAACUGUUGAUGCUCUGUUUUUUAAAGCAUUCUUAGGCUAGUUUCACACUAGUGCUAAACUGUUCCUGCAAGCUGCUCCAUAAGAGUUCAUUGUAUGUGGCCGAAUUCUACCUUUUCCCCACCAGAGCCCAUUGACUAUAAUGGAACCCAGUGGGGAUCCGUCCUAUUUCUGGCAUUAGUGAUGGGAUUGGGCUGGACAAAAACCACUGCUUGCAGUUUCCAUUAUAGUCAAUGGGGCCUGGCAGUGAUCCGGCAGUUUCCAGCUUUGCGAUGAACUACAGCAGGCUGUUCCUCUACCAAAACAGCCUUUCGGAACAGUUGGUAGUGGGACUUAUUAAACCACGUUUGCUGGUUUUCUGACAUUAAAAAAGUUUAACAUGUUGGUAUUUUUUCUUAAAUCUAUGACUUUUUAUGAUUUUACACAACUCUCACCACUAUUGAAGAUGGGUUGAGAAAGUGGGCGUCAGGUGAGUAGGUAUACAGCAGAUUUAUCAAAUGCGACUUUUUCAAAAGGUCAUGAAAAACGGCACAAUCACUUGAGUGGGGUGGUAUCAAAACUGGAGUAAUAUCUCUAGCCUGAACUGUAAAGCGCCGCAGAAUAUGUUGGCGCUAUACAAAGAUUAUUAUUAGACUGAAGUAGUAUUUUAAAAGAUGCACCAAAAUUAUCAAACGAUGUGUGAAGUUUGAUAAAUUUGGUGAAAAUUACAGCAAUACAGACUCAAGCAAAACUGACAUUCCCCUUGCAAUAAACCUCUCCCUUUUUGUUUGAGAUAAGUAUGAUGGGACACAACUGUGGUACAUAGUGUUAUACAGUCUAAGGAUCCAUUCGCAUGUCCGUAUUUCUUGUUCCGCAUCCGUUCCGCAAUUUUGCGGAACAGGUG
This is a messenger RNA of Bufo bufo (common toad), 2638 nucleotides long. RefSeq names its product DTW domain containing 2 (gene DTWD2). The transcript has 7 exons. Bases 95 to 1075 code for a protein of 326 amino acids. The record is from RefSeq and is a predicted model, not a curated record. Lineage: Eukaryota; Metazoa; Chordata; Amphibia; Anura; Bufonidae.